Molecule: messenger RNA, 1787 nt
Organism: Bursaphelenchus okinawaensis
Lineage: Eukaryota; Metazoa; Nematoda; Chromadorea; Rhabditida; Aphelenchoididae
Source: the annotation of a GenBank genome assembly
AUGGAACAGUUCAUUGCUCAGGCUUCGAAGGUGGGUUCGGUUUGGAUUUGGUAUUGGUGGUACUGUUUUGUAGAACCAGUACUAUUUUUGGUACUAUAAUUGGCGCUAGAUGUAAAAAUAGUACGUUAUCUAGUACUACAUUUGGGACUAGAUAUAAAAAUAGUAUCUUAUUUUGUACUACAUUUUGUACUAAUUUUUAAAAACAGUACCGUAUUUAGUACUAUAUUCGGAACUAGAUUGUAAAGACAGUACUAUUUUUGAUACUAAGUUCAGUACGAGAUAUGAAAAAUAGCACUAUAUCUAGUACUAUUAUAGCUGUUAUACAAAAUUUUAAAAGAGUACCAAACGUAGUACUAUACUUCGGAAUAUAGUAAUGAUUUUGGUACUAAAAUUACCAAAAAAUUACAAUUUUAGUACUAUUUUUCGGUACUGGGUUGUAAAAAAUAGUACUAUUUAGAGUGUCUAAUUUAGCAGUUGUUGAAGAACUAGUAUUAAUUUUUAGUACCAAAACUAAUGCACAGUUGUAUAAGUAGUACCAAAGUUUUUAGAAGACGUUAAUAACCGUAUUUUAAAAAAAUUUUUAUUUUUUAGCUAAAAGUUGGAAACCCAAAAGAUUGUGUCAUUGAUUUGGGAGCACUGGUCAGUAAACCACAUUAUGAUAAAGUGGCAUCUUACAUUUCAUUGGUUGAACAAGACGGAUUGGCUGUACAUUGUGGAGGGCCGGUGAGGCUGCAAGGCCCUUUAAGUACUGUAAGUUAGCUUUAAUUUUUCUUUAAAUUGUAACUCAUUCUACCCUAGGCCCUACCGUACCCUAGGCUUUACCGUACUCUAGGCCUUACCGUACUCUAGGCCCUACCGUACCCUAUGCCCUACCGUACCCUAGACCCUACCGUACCCUAGGCCCUACCGUGUUUUAGGCCCUACCGUACCCUAAGGCCUAACCUACCCUAGGCCCUACCGUACCCUAGGCCCUACCGUACUCUAGGCCCUACCGUACCCUAGGCCCUACCGUACCCUAGGCCCUACCGUACCCUAGGCCCUACCGUACCCUAGGCCCUACCGUACCCUAGGCCCUACCGAACCCUAGGCCCUACCGUACCCUAAGGCCUAACCUACCCUAGGCCCUACCGUACCCUAGGCCCUACCGUACCCUAGGCCCUACCGUACCCUAGGCCCUACCGAACCCUAGGCCCUACCGUACCCUAGGCCCUACCGUACCCUAGGCCCUACCGUACCCUAGGCCCUACCGUACCCUAGGGCCCUACCGUACCCUAGGCCCUACCGUACCCUAGGCCCUACCGUACCCUAGGCCCUACCGUACCCUAGGCCCUACCGUACCCUAAGCCCUACCGUACCCUAAGCCCUACCGUAUCCUAGUCCUUACCGUAUUUUAGGCCCUACCGUACCCUAGGCCCUACCGUACCCUAGGCCCUACCGUACCCUAGGCUCUACCGUACCCUAUGCGACCCUGCUUUACUCUACCCUACCUAACUUUAACCUACCCCCUCCCACAUUAUCCUAAGCUUAUUGUAACUUAUACCCCAUCGUUCAUAAGAUCUCUAGUACAGUGAAACUUUUUCCAGGGCUACUACAUAGCGCCUACGGUAAUCUCCGGUGCCUCGGACGAGUCUCGUUUAAUGAAGGAAGAAAUUUUCGGACCGGUCGUAUGUGUGUCAGCCUUUGACACCGCCGAUGAAGUUGUAAAGCGAGUGAAUUCAAGUGAAUACGGUCUUUCCGCUACUGUAUGGAGUCAGUCCGUUGAUAACUUGACUACCGUAGCUAACUGA